UCAGGCAAUAUAGCGGGAGGGAGGCUAUUAUUGGGUGGAAGUGGGCGCAAAGUUAAGGCAAACAUUUACCAUAUUCAUUAUUUUUGGCGGAGACAAAUGAAAUUACAGGCAAACGAUUCCGGAGGUGGUUUCCCCCUUAUAGCGAUUGCAGUUUAGAAAAUCGAAUUAUAUGCAAUUCAGUCGCCGUAGUAACCCCCCGGGAACACCCGCUUCCAAUAGAGGAACUUAUAUAGCCUCAUGCAUAGUUAUUUUAUGCGCCGUGGCAACGUGAAAGUUGCCGCAUAACUUUGCCUAUGCUUGUUGCCUGGAUGGGUGUAUUAUUUACGCUUAGAAAAUAGAGAGUAGAAAUUUUUCAACGCCAGUCGGAGGCGGAUCGUGUUUACCCAAAUAAAAUCCAUUGGAAUGCCAACAAAUCCUCGUCCCACUACAAAUGGCAAUACUCCAGAGGAUUGGCAAAUAUUUGAGGUUUUAUUCGGUGCUGAAAAUGAAACUAAAGUCAGUCCGGAAAGGAUGACCACAAUGUCACCUUUAAGGCAACCAAUUGCAUCUUACCAGCUGGAUACAUCUUGCGGAAAUGCGGGAAUUACCGUCACUGAACAUCAUCAUGGACUGGACUUGACCACCACCCUUCGCAGUGAAUUGGCUGCAUUGUCCUACAAAAAAGAGCGACUUACAGGGGAGCUCGCUGAAACCCGUACCGCUUUAUGCAGCAAGGAGGCGGAUAUCGAAAAUCUGAGAGCCCAGGCUGCUCGUCAGACUACUCUUAUCGGAUCCCUCCAAAGUCGCCUGCAAAAUGCUGAGAGCAGGGAGCAGUCCGUUCAGGCCAGAUGUGAUUCCACCAUUCAGACGGUUCAACGGGAGAAGAGAAGUUCUGACGAGCGGAACAAGGAACUUAUUUGCAAGAUACAACAUUUGGAAACUCAUGUGGCUAGCGAGGAGUCGCAAAAGGAACAGGCCAAGGCUCAACUCCAUGAUCUCUUGCGACGUCUCAGUAUCGGACUGGGAAUGGAUGUUUGCGAUGGCAAUCAGAAUUCCCAUGCUACACCCGAAUGCAUAAUUUCCCGGGCCGAGGAGGUGAUGGUAGAACUACAAAGGACCAAAGCCAAAGUCAGUUCCACCUGCGACACCCUGAGCUCCUGUGAAAAUGAGUUGCUAAAUAUGAAAUCACUAGCUAAUAUCGAGAAGCAGCGUCUUACUGCCCAACUCGAUGGAGCUGGAAAUCAUAAUCACGAACUUGAAGGGCGAUGUCGGCAGUAUGAAAGGGAUCUUCAAAUCCAAAGGGAUAGACUUACCGAAUCCGAAAUUAACGGAGAGAAACUUAAAGAAGAGCUGCGUGGCUUUGAGUCUCGUUGUCAUCGCUUGCAGAACAAUCUAGACCGGAUUCAGGGUGAUCGUCUGCAGUUUUUAAGGGGACUAAGUAAUCUAUUAAAUGUCCCAGAACCCUGCGAGACGCUUAUUAAGGACAAGCUGAGGGAGACUCUAGCGGAGAAUCAGGCCAUGCAUGCGCAAAUGCAUUCUCUGCGAGAUCAGUUGAGCUCGGAGCAUGAAAAACUAAAGGAGACCCAACAGACCACCGAAUGUCGCCUGCGUUCCGGAGAGGCGCAGAAAUGUGAACUAACUGAGCGUUUAGAGAAGUGUCAUGCAGAGAUCCAUACCCUACGCAAGGAUCACAUGGGAUUGUCGGAAUUUUUACAGCGCCUGGCCAAUGCGAUGAACUGGAGUGAGUGCUCUGCACCUCCUGCCCUUGGUACCGAUACCAAUCUGAUGGCAGAGAAUUUGUUGGAAAGAGCCGAGAGACUCACCGCUCAUUGCGAGCACGAGGUGUCCCAUCAUCAUCAUCAUCACAGCCCGGAAAAAGGAUGCUGCGAUCACGGGCAUGGUCAUGGCAAACUUCGCAGAGAGAGAUCCUGUCAUGACAUUCCCUUGAAGGAAAGUAGCAGUGUGUACAACCUACAGAGAAGAGUUCGUGUACUCAGAGAGCAAGUACAGCGCAGAGAUCUCCAUUUGGAACUACUGCGUCGAAAAUUGGCCAUUAUAGAAGAUGGAGCGAGGGGAAAGUGCAUGUUGCAGGGCGAACGAGAUGAGGCUGUUUGUCGUGCCAAAAAGGCAGCCAAGCAGGUAGACAAGUUAAGUGCCCAGCUGGCCGAUGCUCGAUCUCAGAUAGCAGAGGUCAAAGCUCAGCUAGCCGAGGCCGUGGAAUAUAAGAUCACCUCUCUGGAACGGGCCAGAAAGAUUGAUGAGUUGACUACUCAGAUAUGUGAUCUAGAAGACGAAAAGACCCGGCUACUCUCCCAACUUAAUGCCCUAAAGGAGCGCCUAAAAUCUUCCUGUGAGUCCAAUCAGAAUCGAAGGUGUCGCGAUGAGGCGCUUAUUAACUCCAUGCGCGAUGAUGUGAAUCGUUUGAGUUCACAGCUGUCAGAUGCCAAUCAGCGCCUAUCCCAUUUGCAAUCUUUCCGUACGUCGGUUGCCAGGACAUUGCACCUUAGAGAUCUUCCGGAGACUGAUUUACUGCAUCGACUUCAGGCUUUGUGCUCCGCCCAUCAGGAGUUUACAAUGCUCUCGAAACGCUAUGAGACAGCUUCACCAGUUGGAGAUCACCCAUGCCCUCGUUAUGACGAUCCCAUACCACCAUCUGCCCACUGUCGGCCACCAAGGGAGCUUAGUCCUCCGCCAACUUCCUUCCAUCAUAAGACAACACUCCAUUCUGGUAGCAGCCAUCACCCACCUUCUGACCAUCAUCAUAGCUCCAACAGUCACGUCCAUAAUCAUCACGGACAUGGUCAUGGUCAUGGAUCCCAUUCAAGACGUCAACGCAGUAAAAGUCGAGACAAACGUCUCCACGACGAGUGCUUUGACACGGAUGUUCAUCGAUUGCAUCACGGUUGCAAGGAGGAGCUGCUGGCCACUGGAUCCGAGGAUGACUACGACAUUAAGAGCAAAUAUUGUUAGAUUAUCAAACCUUUUCUAUAAAUUUAUAUUUUCCGGGUAACUACAAA
This is a messenger RNA of Drosophila eugracilis, 2996 nucleotides long. Its product is annotated as coiled-coil domain-containing protein 170. The record is from RefSeq and is a predicted model, not a curated record. Bases 403 to 2949 code for a protein of 848 amino acids. NCBI's taxonomy places the organism in Eukaryota, Metazoa, Arthropoda, Insecta, Diptera, Drosophilidae. The transcript has 5 exons.